Protopolystoma xenopodis is the source of this 345-nucleotide messenger RNA. Lineage: Eukaryota; Metazoa; Platyhelminthes; Monogenea; Polystomatidea; Polystomatidae. The record is from the annotation of a GenBank genome assembly.
AUGGCUCUGGCUUACUUGGCUUCGUCUUCAAUCAAAGCAAACCUCCGAGUCCUGGAGACGCCUCGAAGCUUCAGAGAAUGGCCGACCUGGGCAGGAGUGAUGUCUGUCAAGUGGGUCCUUAAUGCUCUGACAAUCGGGCUGAAAUGCUCAAUUGUAAAAUGCAAUUUCCGCAACUUGUGGCUUGCAGAUUCGUCAAUUUGGCAAGCAUCAAUAAUAACAUUGGUACUAUUUGGGGACGGACAAGGGGAGGAAUACGAUGAGAGGGAAGAGGUGGGAGACGGCGAGUCUGAUGCUUGUGAAGACGACGAUGAAACCCUUGGUUCGUCUUUUGCGUACUCAGAGUAA